AUGUUUCAAUCCACUAAUUUCUGCAGAGGAUUUUCCGGCGGAUACCACGAGUAUUUUGGCCCAGGAGUCGACGAGGAGGGCGUGACGUACCUCACUCUAGCCAACGAUAUGCUCCACGCCCUCUAUCCAGAGUGCAUCACCGUGGCCGAGGACGUCUCCGGCAUGCCGGCACUGUGCCUCCCGCAUUCCUUGGGAGGUGUCGGAUUCGACUACCGUCUCGCCAUGGCCGUACCAGACAUGUACAUUAAGCUCCUGAAGGAGAAGUCGGACAACGAGUGGGACAUCGGCAAUCUCUCCUUCACGCUCACCAACCGGCGCCACGGCGAGAAGACGAUCGCCUACGCCGAAAGCCAUGACCAAGCACUAGUCGGCGACAAGUCCCUGAUGAUGUGGCUCUGCGACAAAGAGAUGUACACACACAUGUCCGUGCUGACGGAAUUCACCCCGGUCAUCGAACGCGGCAUGGCCCUCCACAAAAUGAUCCGGCUAGUCACCCACAGCCUCGGCGGCGAGGGGUACCUCAAUUUCGAAGGCAACGAAUUCGGACACCCGGAGUGGCUCGACUUCCCGCGCGCCGGCAAUGAUAACUCCUUCUGGUACGCGCGGCGCCAGCUGAAUCUCACCGAGGACCCUCUGCUGCGAUACCAUUUCCUGAACGACUUCGACCGUGCCAUGCAGUUGACCGAAGAGAAAUACGGCUGGCUGCACGCCGCGCAGGCGUAUAUCAGUCUCAAGCACGAGGGCGAUAAGGUGCUUGUCUUUGAGCGCGCUGGUCUGCUUUGGAUCUUUAAUUUCCAUCCCAAGGAGAGCUACACGGAUUAUCGGGUUGGUGUUGAUGUCCCUGGUACUUACCGCAUUGUGCUUGAUACAGAUGACAAGGCGUUCGGGGGGCUGGGUCGUAACCUGAAGGAGACGCGCUUCUUCACGACGGAUAUGCCGUGGAAUGGGCGGAGCAAUUUUGUGCAGGUUUACAUUCCGACUCGUACGGCAUUGGUCAGUUCCUUUCCUUCCUUGUGGUGUCACGUCCCAAAAUCAAUCAGUACUGAUAUUCUUUCCGCACAGGUCCUCGCACUGGAAGACACUCUGUGA
Molecule: messenger RNA, 1089 nt
Organism: Penicillium lagena
Lineage: Eukaryota; Fungi; Ascomycota; Eurotiomycetes; Eurotiales; Aspergillaceae
Product: 1-4-alpha-glucan-branching enzyme
Exons: 1
Coding region: 1-1089 (362 amino acids)
Biological process (GO): glycogen biosynthetic process
Cellular component (GO): cytoplasm
Molecular function (GO): cation binding; 1,4-alpha-glucan branching enzyme activity
Source: RefSeq, a predicted model, not a curated record